CACCGCUGCCGUGGCGCGCGCAGGGAUCAUCGCCGUCAUCGCAGUAGCGGCCGCUGCUGUCCCUGUGACUCAUUGGCCAUUGGUGCCGGUUACGCGCGCGAUGUGUGACCGGUUGGCCGCUCUGGACGGGCUCGUGCCGCCCGCUGUGGUGGCCAGGUCAACACCGUCGUCUCCGAAUGCGUAUCGUGCCGUCAUUCAACAACAACAGCUCGAGAAGACCGCGUCCGUGCCGGACCUGCAGAAGAGCCACGUCGACGGAGAUGAACGUGCCGCGGGAGAAGUGUCCACGACCACGGAACACCGUGCCGCUCCGGCGUCUGCGUGUGUCGACUCCAAGUCGGACGGAUGUCUGAUGGAAGCUGGUCGAGCACCCGUCACCAGUCUGAGUGGUACCUUUCUCACACCAUCUAAGACUGAUAACAAGGGCCUCGAUGGGCAAAAACAUCAACUCAGUAAAUUAAACGAUAUGACAAUGGCAACUGACUGCACGAGAGAUAUGCACCAGGAUGGACUAAUCCUACCACGGAAGCCGGUCAACCCAUGCCUGACCUCUGCAGAUCAUCAAAACCUUCAUCGAGAACUAUUAUUUAACCAAAAAAUUGGGAAGAAUGUUUUGGGUCAAAAAUCAGAAUUGCAAAAGGCAUUGGAAAAACACAAGCGAACACAAACUCAAAAAGAAAUUGAACAACAAAAGAACUCGUGUCGUACACCGUUUGAACGGAUUAUCGAAGAAAGAGCUAAAAAAAUUGAAACGCAAAUGGAAAAAAAUGACGUAAAAGAAAAAGACGAGGAUAAACCGGAAUUCCUACAGGUCCACGCUAAACUGCGAGCCAAAAUGGGCAAAACAGACUGAUGUUAAUCACUGCGAAAAAAUGAAAAUAUAUAUAAAUCCCAUUGAUACGGGAACAAUAGAUUAUUAUUAAAUAAAGUGUUCAUUAAAU
Molecule: messenger RNA, 941 nt
Organism: Sipha flava (yellow sugarcane aphid)
Lineage: Eukaryota; Metazoa; Arthropoda; Insecta; Hemiptera; Aphididae
Exons: 5
Coding region: 101-853 (250 amino acids)
Source: RefSeq, a predicted model, not a curated record